AUGAAAGAAUCUGCAGCAAUAAACUUAGUGAAACAGACAUAUCUAAUGAAAAGCGAAUACCAAAGAUCCUGGGUAUAUGGGACAGGGUCAGAACCAGAACAUGCUCUUAAACAAAAUAAUCACCCCACACAAAAGAAUCAAAUCAAAUCAAUCGUCGUGUCUACGCAAUUCACUCGAGCGGUGGCGGAGCAAGAGGGGGCGCGGGGCAGGGCGGGCGCCGCCCAAAAUAGCUCGCACGUGCCGCUCGCCACCGGUGCCCACGCGCAGCCAAGAUGGCCGCCGCCUUUAUGCGUGUGUGCGUGCGUGCAUACUAGCACAUAA
Molecule: messenger RNA, 321 nt
Organism: Arctia plantaginis
Lineage: Eukaryota; Metazoa; Arthropoda; Insecta; Lepidoptera; Erebidae
Source: the annotation of a GenBank genome assembly